GAAAAUAUAAAAAUAGACAGCUGUCAACUGGUAACGAAAUAUUUCGCGUUGGUUUUUUAAAAUAAAUCUUAAUAUGAUUUAUAUUUUAAUAGCAUAAAAGAGAUUAUUGUUAUGUGACAUGUGUACAUAACUUUCUGUAUUUCUUUUUUAAUAGUGCCAGUACAUACCUUGUUAAUAUAACCCCAUAUUGAACCAGAGAAAUAAUGUUCGAAUCAGAUGACUAUGAUCAGGUGUUAUCUCAAUUGGAUUUCCCAGAUGCAUCAGAAAAAUUGCAGUCCAAGGUAGCAGAUCCAGUUUUCCACAAGAAAAAUUCUGAGAGAAUCAAUAAUACUGAACUAAUUAAAAGGUCAAGUGUAGACUUAACUUCAGUAACAGAACUCCAAACCAAUAUUUCGAAACAUAGUAAUUUAAAUAGUCCAAAUAUAAGAAAAACAAAAUCUGGUGAUGAUAGUCCAGUGUCACCAACACAUGUUAAAAGGAAAAUGUUAAAUUCUUACUUUGAUCACAAAAGUAAAAGAAAGUUUCCUGGUCCGGCUGGUCUUUUAACAGGAUCUUUUGAAGAGAAAAAAGAUGAAAGUAUUUGCCAAAUGGAGCUCCUUUCACAGGAUGUAGAUUUCUCACAAAAUUAUAUUCAUGGUGAUGUAUUCGAGACACCACUAUGGAAGAGGCUCUUAGAAGAUACAAAGAGCUUUAAUGAAAUUAAUACAAUAAGAACAAUCAAAACCCAGGCUUUGGCAGGCAAUCUCCAAAGGAAGAAGGCUCAUAUUGUUACAGCAUUUAUUGAGAGUGUUGACAGGUCUGCCAUUGAUCCUUUGAUUACAUUAAGAGAUAAAACAGGGCAUAUAAAGUGCACUCUCCAUAGAGAUGCUUGGUUGUCGUUCUCUCCCUACAUUGUGGCAGAAUACUGUGCACUGGUAAUUUGGAAACCAACUGUACUGACAACAGGGAGUGCAUUCAAGAAACACUAUCUAAAUAUUACUUUAAGUAAUAUAUGGGCUAUAUACAGCUCAGUAAUGAAUAAUGAAGAUGAAGCUUUGCCAGAUGGUUUCCUCAAGAACUGUGAGGAGGACUUCACUGUUAUUAAAAUGGAUAGGAGUAAAACAGAUGUUAAUAACUUCUCACUUCAAAAUGAAAGCAUACAAGAAAGUUUUGAUGAUUUGGACAAUGUGUUUCUAGACGAUGUGUUUUAGUGAUCUUACUUAUAAAGUUCAUGUAAUAAUAAAAUUAUACUUUUUAACCUCAUAGUUAAUAAAAAAGUUCAAAUA
Maniola jurtina (meadow brown) is the source of this 1265-nucleotide messenger RNA. RefSeq lists its product as uncharacterized. The transcript is spliced from 5 exons. The coding region runs from base 204 to 1190 and encodes 328 amino acids. Lineage: Eukaryota; Metazoa; Arthropoda; Insecta; Lepidoptera; Nymphalidae. Gene Ontology annotation, biological process: recombinational repair. The record is from RefSeq and is a predicted model, not a curated record.